AAUGUCACGGUGCGGAGUUACUUGCAGUCAUUCGCGAUUCAAGUAGUAGGUGCGGUACAUACUAAGCUAAGCCCCACUACUACUCGUUAAAAUGCCCGCAAAGACGGUGAUUUCAUCCUGCACACCAGCCUCGUAGCAUUCACAGCCCUCUUUCUACCCCAGACAUCUCUCUUACUCUGGUCAUCGCUCGCAGAUUACGACCAUCCAGAAACACAAUUUAAAGACGCACUGACAGAUAACCCGGUCGUCACGCUCGCUUGGAUCAUCAUAGGACUGGUAGUUCUUCAAGUAUGGUGGGCGGGCUGGAUCAGGCAUUGGUGUUUCGAGCGAUCAGAUUAAAUUGGAUAGAUAUCAGUUCGAUCGGGGGAAAUUCUCGAAAUUAGGAAGAGCGGCUGUCUUCACUUCAUGUAUAGCCUUGGUGUUUUACCAACUAUAGUAUUGUUUGGUGCACCGUCUGCAAGUCACAUCCCUCAUACAUUCUUGCUGGCAAUCGUUCUAGCACUACUAUCCACAUUCGCACCAGCUUAUGCAAUGGGCCACCCCUCCUUCUCUUCCGACACUUCGUCCUUCAUCACCAGACUUAACUGGACACGUUUAUUCGCCGAGCUUUCGUGGGUUAAUUCGACUUUUUCCCGCUCCAUUAUACAUAGCCUCGUCGUAAAUGAAGCUAGGAAACUUGCUGGCGGUGAUGCGCAUGUGGCCUUCUUUCACUCCAUCCAUAAACGGCCUGAUACAAAGUCUACUAAGCAAUGUAUUGGAAGAGCUUUGCAACUUACUGUAGGUCCGCAUCAAAUUCCUCAAGGCGCCGCAUGGGGCACAGAAGUCUUGCAGUUUGAGGGUGGUUCCAUCCAUAAGGUCCUGUCGUAACUACGCCUACCGUGACAGCGUGAUGACAGCGUUACCGAUCAUGGAAUUUAGUCGUUCGUCGUACAAUCACUGCGGAAACGAGAAUUUAGCUCUACAGGGUUAAGGUAGAAGUAGCGAUGGUAAAUAUACCAUAACCAGAGAAUGCCCAAAAUGACAGGCACACAAGCUCCAACCAUCGAAAGGCGCUCUGAGAACUGCACGAUGACCCAAAGCCGAUUGUACACCAACAGCCUGGUCUAUCGUGCGUCACUUUCACCGAUUGCCCUAGUGUCCAUGGCUGUAGCCUGCCUCAACAAGCUGGCUUUCUAUUCACAUAACAGACAAUGGCACGCUUCACGGUCGUGUGAUCUAAGCCAUUCGCAUCUCAGGUUACCAUCGUUCCCAGUGUAUUUCGUAGCUCAAAGGCUUAUCUCCACGCAUCUGGAAAAUUCGGUCUCGUCUUCU
Suillus bovinus is the source of this 1311-nucleotide messenger RNA. RefSeq lists its product as uncharacterized. Lineage: Eukaryota; Fungi; Basidiomycota; Agaricomycetes; Boletales; Suillaceae. Gene Ontology annotation, biological process: GPI anchor biosynthetic process. The transcript is spliced from 3 exons. The record is from RefSeq and is a predicted model, not a curated record. Bases 406 to 867 code for a protein of 153 amino acids. Gene Ontology annotation, cellular component: endoplasmic reticulum membrane.